This is a messenger RNA of Triticum dicoccoides, 1151 nucleotides long. RefSeq lists its product as uncharacterized. Gene Ontology annotation, molecular function: protein binding. Bases 113 to 934 code for a protein of 273 amino acids. The transcript is spliced from 3 exons. Lineage: Eukaryota; Viridiplantae; Streptophyta; Magnoliopsida; Poales; Poaceae. The record is from RefSeq and is a predicted model, not a curated record.
CCAAGCAACGCGGUUCCUGUGCUAUUAAUAAAAUCGAUCAGCCACGACGAGACGAGAGGUAAGAUCUCGACUUGGGAACUCUCACAAGAAGACGCCCAGAGGAGAGGAGAGGAUGCUGCUGAGGAGCUCCUCCACGCCAUUCCUGCACGCCUUCCUCUCCACCACCUCCUCCUCCCCUACGCCCCCCUCCUCCCUCCAGCUCCGGCGAGCCUUCUCCGACGGCCACCUCCCUUCGCUCAACCCCUCCUCCUCCGGCGACGACGACAGCAAGACCACCGGCCUCUACACCGAGCUCUCCUUCUCCAUCUACAACACCUUCAACAAGGCCAAGCUGGAGCCCCACCAGGAGCAGGAGAUGGAGGAGGAGCAGGAGCAGCAGGCGGCGCAGCCGGAGCUGCCGGAGCUGCCGCUGUUCCUGGCGAGGGGCAUGGGGAUCGACCGCCUCGCCUCCGGCCUCUUCACCGCCGGCAUGGGCUCCGAGGCUGCCCUGGCUAGGAUGGCCAGCGGGGUGGACCAGAAGGCCGUGCUGGCGCUGGACGCCCAGUACAAGGAGAUGGUGGACGAGCAGCCCGGCAACGCCCUGUUCCUGCGCAACUACGCGCAGUUCCUGCACGAGGUGAAGUGCGACUCGAGAAGGGCGGAGGAGUACUACUCGCGCGCGAUGCUGGCGGACCCGACCGACGGCGAGAUCAUGUCGCAGUACGCCAAGCUGGUGUGGGCGGUGCACCGCGACCACGAGAGGUCCCUCACUUACUUCCAGAAGUCGGUGCAGGCGGCCCCGCGGGACAGCCACGUCCUCGCGGCGUACGCCAGCUUCCUGUGGGAGCAGGACGAGGAUGAGGACGACAAUGACGACGGCGGUGUUGGGGGAGGCGAGCAGGGAUCACCCGGGCGUGCUGCGCAGCCGAGGCAGCUGGCUUCCACGGCCGUUUGACUACCAGGGGUGGCCAAGAUGGGCUUAACGAUGUGCGUGCUGAUGAGUGAUGACCAUGCUUGUAUGAUGUUUCUGUAUAAUCUGCAAAAUGUUUGGACGAUCGAGGUGCUGCUACGGAAUAAAGAACGUAACUGUUGAGGCGAUGGAAGGCUGUACCUGUAAAAACUGGUGAUUCCGUCUGCCGAUGCAAAGUUGCUAUACUAUGUUUAUUGGCUAA